ACUCGAAUUCUCGUUGUGCGCAGUGUUGGCGACACCACCGGGAGCGCUGCGCAUUUUCCGUCGCUCCGAGAAGACGACCACAGCAGCCAGGGCGGCGUUUCCCAUCCGAACCGCAGCCCUUGUGUCUGGCAGCCGAAGAAGACAUUGCGGGUUCUUCUCUUAUUUUGAAAGCCUUUUUAAUCUAAUGCAGGAAAGGGAGUCAGAUUUGAUGCCUCGGCUCACGACGCGCUGAUUCCUUUCAUCAUCCAAAUAUUUAUAUAUUUUUUAAGGAUCUAGGAGGCUUCGGUCGGGUAGGUUUUUUAGGGGGGGCAAUUUUUACUCCUUGUGAGGGACAAAACGGCCGUUAUUGCCACCGAGUGUUACAUAACCGAGUUGCUUUAGCUGUCCAAGGUGCUGAACUGAACGCUAGAAGAAGCCUACAACAGGCCCAUCUGUGGGGAAUACACAACCUUUGCAAGGUCACAGGCCUAUUAACCGGGAGGAAGGCGAGAGCCCAAAAGACGGACCAGCAGAAGCCGCCGGAUCUUUUUCCAUUUUUUCUAUUUUUGUUUUUAUUUUUGCUCCGCGGUGAAACAAAUUGCUGAGGGUUUCUGUGCAGCAUCGAGAAAAUGUCGGGGCAAACGCUCACUGAUCGCAUUGCCGCUGCGCAAUACCAGCUAACGGGAUCGGAUAUGGCCAGGGCUGUAUGCAAAGCCACCACUCAUGAAGUGAUGGCGCCCAAGAAAAAGCACCUGGAGUAUCUAGUAUCAGCCACCAAUACCACCAAUGUGAACAUCCCUCAGAUGGCUGACACACUGUUUGAGCGCUCCACCAAUGCCAGCUGGGUGGUCGUCUUCAAGGCGCUCGUCACCACUCACCAUUUGUGUGUCCAUGGCAACGAGAGGUUUAUUCAGUACUUGGCUUCAAGGACCUCCCUGUUCAACCUCAGCAACUUCAUUGACAAAACUGGCUCCCAUGGCUAUGACAUGUCCACAUUCAUUCGGCGGUAUGGACGAUACUUGAAUGAGAAAGCCUUCGCUUACCGCCAAAUGGCUUUUGACUUCACCAGAGUCAAGAAAGGAGCUGAAGGAGUGAUGAGAACCAUGACGACUGAGAAGCUCCUGAAGGGCAUGCCUGUGCUGCAGACCCAGAUUGACACGCUCCUGGAGUUUGAUGUUCAUCCAAAGGAGCUGAACAACGGGAUCAUCAAUGCUGCUUUCUUGCUUCUCUUCAAGGAUCUGGUCAAACUGUUUGCAUCCUACAACGAUGGGAUCAUCAACCUUUUAGAGAAAUUCUUUAAGAUGAAAAAAAGUGAAUGUAAGGAAGCCUUGGAGAUUUACAAGAGGUUCUUGACCAGGGUGACCAAAAUUGGAGAGUUUAUGAAGCUGGCUGAGACAGUUGGUGUUGAGAAAAAUGACAUUCCAGACAUCAACUAUGCUCCCAGCAGUAUCCUGGAGUCUCUGGAAACACACAUGAACGGUCUUGAAGAUGUAAAAGGUGGAAAAAAGGGGUCCCCAACAAAGGGUUCUCCAACGAACAAUGUGUCUCCCACCUCAACUCCUGCCAAAUCUUCAAACGCUGUUCCCACACUGCAGCCUCCUCCUGGGGACAGUGCAGCCGGUGCUGCUGCAGCUCCCGAACCAGCGGAGGACUCUCUGUUGGACUUGGAUCCACUGUCCUCCACUGGUCCUUCCGCAGCAUCAGCUGCUCCAACAUCUUGGGGGGAUCUUCUUGGAUCAGAAAUGGGCGAUUCCAUGUUAUCCGAACCCGCCCUCACCGCAGAGCCCACCCCUUCCUCCACCGCAGCAGCAGCACCCGCUCCAGCAGCGGCAGAACCCGGAGUUACCCUAGCUCCUCCUACUAGCUCAACAGCUGCCACUUCCCCCGGUACCGCCAAUAUGGAUCUGUUGGGAGAAGCCUUUGCCACAUCUGCUUCUACCACUGAAGCCCCUGCUGCAACCGCAGAGGGCGGUGCUGCCGCUACGUCUGCCCCAGCCACAAACGCUGGAACUGACCCCUUUGCCCCUUCGGACGGUAGUGCCAAUGCCGUAUCUUCAGGUCUAGAUCUUUUCAGCAUGAUGACAGAAGAGAAUAACAGUUCGCUGGAUGCCUGUUUUAACUCUGCUGCACCCCAGUCCUCCCCUUCCCCUUCCUCUUCUCCGCUCUUCACCUCCUCAUCCAGCAUCAUCGUCACCACUGCGACCAUUUCAGCCACAAACACCUCCAACCCUGUGACUGACCUUUUCAGCGCGGAUGUGUUCAACUCCCCUGCCCCCAACCUUUCUUCAGCACCCCCACCUAAAAUUGACACAGGAGCCAUCCUGAGCUUGUUUGGUGACUCCACAGGAGGAGAUGCCUCGGCGGCUGCUCCUGCUGCUGCUCCUGCAGCCCCUGGUGCUGAGCUGAUGUCAGUAUUUGAUGGCCUAGGGGAUGUAAUGAAGCCUACUGUGAUCCCCCAGGUGGGGGAUGUUGACACCUCCAUGGCUAACAUGGCAAGUAAUCUCACAAUGGGAACCCCAGCGGCCCCUCAGGUAGCUCCCCCUAGUUGGGGUGCUCCCAUGGCGGGCGCACCAGCUGCCGGAGCACCUAUGAUGCCCAUGGGCAGGCAAGGCUUCCCUGCCACUGGAGGGACUCCAGGAGCACAGAUGUCUCCAGGAAUGGCCCAGAGCCCCAGGAAGCCUGCACCUCCCCGGAAUGCUCUGGAUGACCUUAACAUUAAGGAUUUCAUGUAGAUUCUCUAAACCUUAAAUUCCAAGGUUUGUCAUUGUGUCGGAAAUUCUGUGGAUGUGGAUGUCUGCACUCUUCAUGCCCCGUCCCAGCCAACCAGCUAUCAUCUCUUCAGCCAUUGCGUCCAACCUCCCACCAGCCUCUUUCCCCCCAAAAAAACAAAAAACUGCAGCCCUUCUUAUCUUAUCUAAUGUUGUAGCACAACUGUGAAUGUGAACCGUAGAUUAAGAAACCCAGAAUUCUGUUUGUGUGUGUGUGUGUGUGAGUGAGUGUGUGUGUGUGUGUAUAAUUCAGUGUUUACCUUUACACAAAAUACACAAAAAGAAAAAAAAGAAAAGUUAACGUGCAUUUAGAUUUAUGCUGGCUUUCGGUAUAUCAAUGGACUCAGAUUGGUGGACAUAUGCUGGUCUCUUUGUGCAUUUUCCAGACAAGGGACAUGUGUUGUUUAGAUGUGGACUUUGUUAGGUGUAACUUCACUGGUCAACCCUGCACCUUUACCCCUAAAUGUUAAGACAUUGAGCUAUGUUUAAUGUCUCGUUUGAACUGGUAUCUGCUUGGCCGCUCAUUCUCCCACCAGUCCACUUUAAGUUCCUGGAAUCAAAGCGAAAGCUCUGUGAAUCUGGACGUAUCAUCAAGCACAUCAAAUAGGUUCUUUUUGUUUUCAGGUAUUUUGUUUUUAGUGACUGUUUUAAACAUGCAAAAAAUUUGUGAACUGUGUUCAAAUUGAGAUAUGCAUUGUAGAUUAUUUGAAAUGACAGAUUACACAUAUUUUCGUCAAUACUUCUUUUAAUAAAAAUGUAUCAUAUAUUUUUAGUUACUUUAAAUAACAAGGGAAAAGGCAAGUAGACCGUUAGUUCCCUUCUUUCUUUGUACAUCUUCCCUAUAUUUUGAGGUUGUAAUCAAUUGGGGUACUGCCCAGAUUACGUUCUCCUGCGCUCCUUGCUGGUUUGGAGUUGUACUUCCUCAUAGCAUGCAACACAGGUCAAUUUAAGAGAUGUAUUUUAUUACUCUCUCGGAGCUCUUUUCCUCGUCUUUGGUCUCUCCACAGGAAGAGUAAUUGUGAGGCUCUUGGGAACAUGUUCGUGGCUGGAAUUGGGCCUGAGCUCUUUGGGUCUUUUCGAACACAGCAGCCCUCAGUGCACGAACUUGUGCGGUGCUGUUGCUUUUGAGACUCGUUGUAAAGCACUCAAGUAUUUGCUGGAUGUUUCUGUUGUAUUUAUUUUAAAAAGUGACUGUAUCUUAAUCCAUUGUGGCAUUACCAAUGUGUUGAAAGAAAAAUAAAGAUGAGUAUUAAACAUAAAAAGUGAAAAUGUGGAUAAGUAAAGGCUGUCAGCUUUUCUUUUAAAAGUAUGUUUUGUCAAAUUUAUUGUUCACAUAAACCUUUUUGUUUCAAUUGCAUGGGGUUCAAAAUGAUAUGCAAUAAAAGAAAAACUAUA
This is a messenger RNA of Oryzias latipes (Japanese medaka), 4142 nucleotides long. Lineage: Eukaryota; Metazoa; Chordata; Actinopteri; Beloniformes; Adrianichthyidae. The record is from RefSeq and is a predicted model, not a curated record.